Corylus avellana is the source of this 903-nucleotide messenger RNA. The record is from RefSeq and is a predicted model, not a curated record. NCBI's taxonomy places the organism in Eukaryota, Viridiplantae, Streptophyta, Magnoliopsida, Fagales, Betulaceae.
AUGCGGGGGGGAGCGAAGAGAGCAAGAUGGCAAAUGGUAAACUUUCAAGAGGUAUUGGAGGAUUGUCAAUUAUGUGAUUUGGGUUUCAAGGGUCCAAAAUAUACAUGGAACAAUGGGCGAACAGGGGCGGCUUUCACAAAAGAGCGGCUUGAUCGAGCCACCGCCAACUUGGAGUGGCGGACGAUGUUCCCAGCUAUGGAGGUCACGGUGCUUGCCAAAAGGAGUUCGGACCAUCACCCAAUUUUCGUUUGCCUUAACGAAAGCAGGAGGCGGCCUUGGUGUAGGAACAAACAAUUCCGUAUGGAAGCUGGUUGGUGCUUAAGGGAGGAAUACAAAAGAAUUGUAUAUAACACCUGGACAGAAAGAAACCCAGCUGCUGACCCAUGGGAGAAUAUACGUGGCAAGAUCAAAAGAUGCCAAAAGGCUACAAUGAUGUGGGUAAAAAAGACAGUGCAGGUUAAUGAAGCUUCGAUUCAAACAAAAACACGAGAACUGGCCGUGCUACAGCAAAGGGAAACGGAGGGUGAGAAGUUAGCAGAGGCGGAGCUUCAAGCAGAAAUUCACGAUCUCAUGGAAAUAGAGGAUCUGAAAUGGAAGCAGCGUGCAAAGGAGGAUUGGUUGCGCAAUGGGGAUCGUAAUACCAAAUACUUUCAUGCAUGUGCCUCUAAAAAAAAACGAAGCAGCACCAUUGAGCAGAUUCGGGAUGAGGAGGGAAGUCUACAUACUGAAACAGCAGCCAUUGAGGAAGCUUUCGUGGGAUAUUUUCAAGGCCUAUUCACUUCGGCCAGGCCACAGAAUGUGGAGAAGUGCAUUUCAGCGCUCAGCAAUAAAAUUACAAGGGAAAUAAAUGACAAGCUCGUCGCUACCUUCACGAAGGAGGAGGUGAAACAAGCCUUGGACUAG